Messenger RNA from Microtus ochrogaster (prairie vole), 1550 nucleotides. It is a transcript of the gene Pou3f4, whose product is annotated as POU class 3 homeobox 4. Gene Ontology annotation, molecular function: DNA-binding transcription factor activity, RNA polymerase II-specific; RNA polymerase II cis-regulatory region sequence-specific DNA binding. Gene Ontology annotation, biological process: regulation of transcription by RNA polymerase II; brain development. Gene Ontology annotation, cellular component: nucleus. NCBI's taxonomy places the organism in Eukaryota, Metazoa, Chordata, Mammalia, Rodentia, Cricetidae. The record is from RefSeq and is a predicted model, not a curated record.
ACCAUAGAUGUCAAAGGCUGAAGCUGCUCCCUUUGCCACAUUAUAACUAGUAGAGGAUCCUCAUCGACCAUGGCCACAGCUGCCUCGAAUCCCUACAGCAUUCUCAGUUCCAGCUCCCUCGUCCAUGCGGACUCUGCGGGCAUGCAGCAGGGAAGUCCUUUCCGCAAUCCUCAGAAACUUCUCCAAAGUGACUACUUGCAGGGAGUUCCCAGCAAUGGGCAUCCCCUCGGGCAUCACUGGGUGACCAGUCUGAGCGACGGGGGCCCGUGGUCCUCUACAUUGGCCACCAGCCCCCUGGACCAGCCGGACGUGAAGCCGGGACGCGAAGAUCUGCAACUGGGAGCAAUCAUCCAUCACCGCUCGCCGCACGUAGCCCACCACUCGCCCCAUACUAACCAUCCGAAUGCCUGGGGAGCGAGCCCAGCUCCAAACUCGUCCAUCCCGUCUAGCGGUCAACCCCUCAACGUGUACUCGCAGCCGGGAUUCACGGUGAGCGGUAUGCUGGAACACGGGGGACUCACUCCACCACCAGCUGCUGCCUCCACACAGAGCCUGCAUCCAGUGCUCCGGGAGCCUCCAGACCAUGGUGAGCUGGGCUCGCACCACUGCCAAGACCACUCAGAUGAGGAGACUCCAACCUCUGAUGAGUUGGAACAGUUCGCCAAACAAUUCAAACAAAGAAGAAUCAAGUUGGGGUUCACGCAAGCCGACGUGGGGCUGGCACUGGGCACCCUGUAUGGCAACGUGUUCUCUCAGACUACCAUCUGCAGGUUCGAGGCCUUGCAACUGAGCUUCAAGAAUAUGUGCAAGCUGAAACCCCUGCUCAAUAAGUGGCUGGAGGAGGCUGAUUCAUCCACGGGAAGCCCUACCAGUAUUGACAAGAUUGCCGCUCAGGGCCGCAAGCGCAAGAAGCGAACCUCCAUCGAGGUGAGUGUCAAGGGCGUCCUGGAAACGCAUUUCCUCAAGUGUCCCAAGCCUGCAGCGCAGGAGAUCUCCUCGCUGGCAGACAGCCUCCAGUUGGAGAAAGAAGUGGUGCGUGUCUGGUUCUGUAAUAGAAGACAAAAAGAAAAAAGAAUGACUCCGCCUGGGGAUCAGCAGCCACACGAGGUUUAUUCGCACGCGGUGAAAACAGACGCGUCCUGCCACGAUCUCUGACUGGAGGAAGCCAGAAGGUGGUCCGCAGCACUGGGAGCAGUGCGGAUAUCAUUCUCACUCCCUUCCUUCCUUUCAUCACUACAGUCUUUAUUAUUGCUAUCUCUCUAGCUUGCUAGCUCUUUCUUUCUUUCCUCCACAGGGGUUUCUAACUUAUGUUAAGAAAGGAAACACACACACACACACACACACACACACACACACACACACACACACGCACGCAUUCAGGAUUCUCAACUCUGAAACACAAUUGUAUUAAGCAGUCCAGGUGGGGACCUCAUAGUCCCUGCUGCCAGGGCAAUUUUCCUCCAACCUUUUCUGCUGAUCAAUACAUAUUGUUUACUCUGAGUAAGAUUUGUUUGGUUGCUCCUCUCUAAAAAGGGCAAGGAGCUGGGUAA